UAUUUGACUUGUGUGUAUGGCAGUGUAAGCAAUUUGGCUUGCACGCAGCAUCAGUACUAAAAGCGAGCGUCGCUUGCUCUCUCGUAACGUAGAGCGUGAUAAUUUCCAUCGCUAACUUGCCCACGCGUGAGCACAGGGCAUCAGAGUCAGAGAGAGCAAACCCAGUCAGACACACGAACUCUCACCGGAAAGCGAUUAUGACUGUCAAAACCCUCAUCCUGCUCGCACUGAGCGUUUCGGCGCAGCGCAGCCGACUCGACGUGCAUACGGAGAACGACAACGACACGCGGUCGGACCGCUACCUGAACGUCUACGGUGCGCCGCUGAAGAAGUGUAGCGGCCCGGGCAUGGCGUUGACUGGGUUCACGCGCGAAGGCACGUGCACUGACCGCGUCGACGACGCGGGCUCGCACCACAUAUGCAUAGAGAUGGAUAGCGUCGACGGCGGCAACUUCUGCGAGGUGACGGGCCAGCCGAACUGGUGCGACGAUUACAUGCAGUGCGACGGCAAGCGAGGACUCUGUCCGGUGCAGCAUUGGUGCGUCUGCGAGUGGGCGUUCGCCUCCUACAUCACGCGGGCCGGCGGAUGCGACAAAAUCCAAUCCAUCGACUGCGAGACGACGAACCGCUGGGCAUACCUCCACUACAAGCAGAAGGGUGCGAGCGAGGCGCUCGCGUGCCUCGAGAGCCGCUGCGGCCUCGGGGGCACGUCGUACUGAUUUGUGUGUAAAAACCUGUAUACAACAUCCGAGUCGUUCAAACUCAGAAAAAGGCUUAGCAAGAGGAAAAAGGGUGGAAUUGGAAUUGAGAACAUUGGACAGUGGCCCGCCGCGCGGCGGGCGGGUAGAAG
Messenger RNA from Pelagomonas calceolata, 850 nucleotides. The record is from the annotation of a GenBank genome assembly. NCBI's taxonomy places the organism in Eukaryota, Pelagophyceae, Pelagomonadales, Pelagomonadaceae.